GCUCACUUGUUGUUGGGAGUGUGUUAGACAGAGUUAGAAAGAGCUUUGCCGAGGCACGUCUCCUCUUCAGAAAAGGAGCUUUUAUUUUGUAGUUUCUGACACGGACAGAUACUGUAAGAAGAAACAGGAAGCAAUUUGUGGAUGAUUAGCUUUUGUGAUGCCGGGACUUUUUCCAUUUUGCCAAACAAGGACUUAUGUCACUGACAAAAAAAAACUUAAAAUCUGAUUUAACUUGAUGAAACAGUUGGUUUUACCUUUUCCAAGCAGUUUAUAUCUCUUUUUUGGAGCACAAUAUUUUUUUCUUCCUUUUUGCCACCUGUUGGUCUUUGGUUUGCCAGUUCUGCCGGUUAUUACCACUGUCAGAGCUCCUCUGGUCAUGCAACCAACCUUUCCUCCAGUCCUGGAGCUCACCUGGUGAACCAACUCACCUGUUUUUAGCCCCGCAGUUUCCAGGCUUUGAACUCAGCUGAGGUUUCAGCCAUGUUGCGUUGUGUUCUUCAGCGAGCCCACAACCUGAGACACUCUGACCCUCUGGCUAGUGUCACCUUCAGAGGGUCCAAGAAGAAGACAAAGGUUAUCAAGAACAACCCUAACCCUGUUUGGAAUGAGGGUUUUGAAUGGGACCUGAAGGGGAUUCCUCUGGACUCUGGAGCAGAGCUCCACUGUGUUGUCAAAGACCAUGAGAAGAUGGGGAGGAACAGGUUCCUGGGGGAAUGCCGGCUGGCUCUCAGAGAUGUGCUCAACUCUCCCAGCCUGGCCGCCUCCUUUACCAUCUCCCUGCUGGACACCAAGAGGAACAACACAGGGGCCACGCUGACCCUACAAGUUUCCUACAUCCCUCCUCCAGGAGCAGCUCCAAUCUUCCAGCCUCCUUCCCAGCCUGAGACUUUUCCCCAUCCCAACCCCAGUGUGGAACUGGACACUGUCACAAUGAUUUCUCUGGAUACGAUGGGUGAGGAGGAUACAGAGAGCAUGAUGAUGAUCGAGCCCACAGAGGACCAGGGUCCGGACGACGGACGGUCCAUGGUCAUCGUUGGCCCUCAGGGGCCCACGGGCCAGGAGUCUCCUACUGCCCAGACACCCAAACGUUCGCCGCCAACCUACAACACCCAUGGUGGGCUGAGGAAGAGGAGGAGAGGAGCCAGCAGUCAUUCUAAACCUCUGCCAAACAAACCACAGGACCUGCAGGUUCGUGUACGGAUUAUCGAAGGGCGACAGUUGCCGGGCAUCAACAUCAAGCCUGUCGUCAAGGUAACGGUAGCCGGGCAGACGAAGAGGACCCGCAUCAGAAAAGGCAACAACCCGGUCUUUGAUGAGACUUUCUUCAUGAACUUCUUCGAGACUCCAUCAGACUUGUUUGAUGAACCGAUCUUCAUCACGGUGUGUGACUCUCGCUCUCUCAGAACUGAUGCUGUGAUUGGUGAAUUCAAGUUGGAUGUAGGCACCGUCUACAAUGAGCACAGGCACUGCUUCUUGAGGAAAUGGCUGCUGUUGUGCGACCCGGACGACCUCUCUGCAGGGGUCAGAGGUUACCUGAAGGUCAGCCUGUUCGUCUUGGCUGCUGGAGACGAGCCACCGGCUGAUCGGCGCGAGUGUGUGGAGGAUAAAGAGGAUAUCGAAGGAAACCUCCUGAGGCCGGCUGGUCUGUCUCUGAGAGGAGCUGUUUUCACCCUGAGGAUCUUCAGAGCUGAAGACCUGCCACAGAUGGACGAUGCCUUCAUAGAUGGGAUGAGGCAGAUUCUUGGGUUUGAUAGCAACAGGAAGAACUUGGUGGAUCCUCUGGUGGAGAUCCACUUUGCUGGCAAAACAGUCUGCACUAAGACUCUGGAGAAGAACGCCAAUCCACAGUGGAACCAGAGUCUGGCCAUGCCCAUUAGAUUUCCCUCCAUGUGUGAGAAGAUGAGGAUCAGAAUUCUGGACUGGGACAGAGCCAGUCACAACGAUGUCAUUGGCACCACCCACCUCUGUAUGUCCAAGGUCUCUGCCCCUGGAGGAGAGAUAGACGAUGACUUGACUCCACGGACCGUCCACCCUGGCAUUGAUGACAGUCUUGGUUUCCUGCCGACAUUCGGACCGUGUUUCGUCAACCUUUACGGCAGCCCCAGAGAGUUCACCGCCUUCACGGACCCCCACGAGUCUCUAAACCUUGGAAAAGGAGAGGGUGUAGCAUACCGAGGUCGAGUUUUACUGGAGCUAACCACAAAGCUGGUGGACAAGCCGGAGCAGAGGACUGAAGACAUCCCAUCGGAUGACCUGCUGGUGGUGGAGAAAUUUCUCAGAAAGAGGAAGUUCUCGCUCUUCGUGGCGUUCUACUCAGCCACGCUCCUCCAGGACGUUGACGACGCCGUGCAGUUCGAGGUCAGCAUCGGCAACUACGGCAACAAGUUCGACUACACCUGCCUCCCUCUGGCCUCCACCACCCAGUUCAGCAGGGCAGUGUUUGACGGUUGCCACUACUACUACCUGCCGUGGGGAAAUGUGAAGCCGGUGGUGGUUCUGUCUUCAGAGUGGGAGGAUAUCAAACCGAGGAUCGAGGCUCUCAACAUGCUUCUGGCCAUCAUAGACAGACUGGAGGCGAACCUGCAGCGGGUGCAGCUGGAGGUGAAGGCAGGCAGUGAGCUGGAGGAGGUGGAGCUCCGAGUGGUCGAGCUGUUGGAUCAGGUCAUCACAGACUGCCGUGAGGAGCUGCCGUCUCUUGCCCAGUGGCAGUGUGCGACGCCUCUGGACCGCUCGCUGAGGCACAUCCGCACUCUGCACCUGCAGCAGAUCGUCGCGGCGGCCCUCGCUCUCAAACACGGUCCGGCCACCGAGCUGUCCACGGUGCUGGAGCAGGCGGAGGACUGGGCCAACAGGCUGAGGACGAUGGCUGAGGAGCCUCAGAACAGUCUUCCAGACAUCGUGAUAUGGAUGCUGCAGGGCGACCGUCGGGUGGCCUACCACCGCAUCCCCGCACACACUGUGAUCUUCUCCCAGGAGCAUUGUGGGAAACACUGUGGGCAGCUGCAGACCGUCUUCCUCAAGUACCCACAAGGCACUGGUGGAGAAGCCAAACUUCCCGGUCAGCUGAGGGUCAAAGUCUGGUUCGGAUUGGCGGCAGACGUCAAACACUUUAACCAAUUCGCUGAAGGGAAACUGUCGGUCUUUGCUGAAACGUAUGAGAACCAGACGCGGCUCGCCCUGGUGGGCAGCUGGGGAACUACAGGUCUGACUUACCCCAAGUUCAGUGAUGUUACCGGAAGAGUUAAACUGCCUAAAGAGAGUUUCAAACCCUCGCCUGGAUGGAGCUGGGCUGGAGACUGGUACAUCAGCCCCGAGAAGACACUGCUGUUUGAUGUGGACGCCGGUCACAUGACCUUCACAGAGGAAGUGUUUGAAAACCAGAUGAGGUUACCGGGCGGACAGUGGAUCGGCAUGCCGGAGGGAUACACUGAUGUGAACGGGGAGAAAGCGGUGCCGAAGGACGAGGUGGAGUGUCCUCCGGGCUGGGUGUGGGAGGAGGUGGAGUGGAGCGAAGAUCUCAACAGGGCCGUGGACGAUCAAGGCUGGGAGUACGGCAUCACCAUCCCUCCAGACCGCCGGCCCAAGUCCUGGGUGCCAGCGGAGAAGAUGUACCACACCAACCGACGGAGGAGGUGGAUACGGAUGAGACGGAGAGACCAGCAGAAGAUCGACGCUCUCAGGAAGCAGCGUCCGGAUGAGGUGGAGAGGGAAGGCUGGGAGUACGCCUCGCUGUUCGGCUGGAAGUUCCACCUGAAGCCGAGGAAGACGGACAGCUUCAGGAGGCGCAGGUGGAGGUGCCGCAUGGAGCCGCUGGAGAAGACCGGGCCGGCCGCCAUCUUUGCCCUGGAGUGUUCUCUGAGCAGCAUCGAGGACAAAAGCGACGACAAGUCGGUGACAACCACGUUUGGAGUCAACAGACCGACCAUUUCCUGUUUCUUUGACCGUGGCACCCGCUAUCACCUGCGCUGCUACCUGUACCAAGCCAGAGACCUGCUGGCCAUGGACAAAGACAGCUUCUCAGACCCGUACGCCAUCGUGUCGUUCCUCCAUCAGUCCCAGAGGACGGUGACGGUGCGCAACACCCUGAAUCCCACCUGGGACCAGACGCUCAUCUUCUAUGAGCUGGAGAUUUUUGGCGACCCUGACGCCACGGUGGCGAAUCCCCCCAACAUCGUCGUGGAGUUUUACGACCAGGAUACAUACGGUGCAGAUGAAUUCAUGGGUCGCUGUGUGUGCCAGCCCACCGUGACUCCCUCCCCCCGCCUGGCCUGGUUCCCGAUUCGCCGAGGGGAGAAAAACGCCGGCGAGCUGCUGGCUGCCUUCGAGCUCAUACGCAGGGAAAAGCCAGCGAUUCACCAUAUUCCAGGUCAAGAGGGAGACAUCGUGGCCACCACCCACGUUCUAGACGAGUUGUUGCUUUCAGGAUUCCUCUCUGAAAACCUGCAGCAAUGGCCGGACGAGUCGGACCUUCCGUAUCCGCCUCCUCAGAGAGAGCCAAACGUCUUCAUGAUUCCUCAGGGAAUCAAACCUGUUCUGCAGAGAACCGCCAUUGAGAUCUUGGCGUGGGGUGUUCGUAACCUCAAGAGUUUCCAGCUGGCCAGCGUUACCUCCCCGAGCCUGCAGGUGGAGUGUGGAGGCACCAUGAUCCAGAGCUGCGUCAUCCGCAGCAUGAAGAAGAAGCCCAACUUUGACGUCAAUAUGCUCAUCCUUGAUGUGAGACUUCCCUGUGAGGAGCUGUACAUGCCGCCAAUCGUCGUCAAAGUCAUCGACAACCGUCAGUUCGGGAGGAAGCCGGUGGUCGGUCAGUGCACCAUCCGGUCUCUGGAGGAAUACCGGUGCAGCCCGGAGGAGGAACGAGUGGCGGUGGAGGAGGAGGAGGACGGUUGGAGACGUGAGACUCCCCACUUAAUUUCUGGAGAGGUUUUCAUUGACAUCGAUGACGAGGAGCCGCUGGUACCUGACCAGCUUGCAGAUGGAGCCAGUUCAGCAAUCAUUAACCUUUCAACCUCUAGCUCCAGCCUUCAUGAAGAAGAGUUCAUGGACUGGUGGAGUAAGUUCUACACCUCGACCGGAGAGAAAAACAAGUGCGGGACUUACCUGGAGAGAGGCUUCGACACGCUGAAGGUGUACGACCAGGAGUUGGAGAAGGUCGAGGGUUUUGAGGGUCUCUCUGAUUUCUGUCAGACGUUCAAACUGUACAGAGGAAAGUCUCAGGACGAAGGAGAAGAUCCAUCAGUGGUGGGAGAGUUCAAGGGUAUGUUUAAGAUCUACCCCCUGCCAGACGACCCCUCCACCCCUGCCCCCCCGAGACAGUUCAGAAAACUUCCUCCCAACGGCAUUGAGGAGUGUUUGGUCCGAGUCUACGUCAUCCAGGCUCAAGGACUGCAGCCUAAAGACACCAACGGGAAGUGCGACCCCUAUGUGAAGAUCACCUUGGGGAAAAAGACCAUCAGCGACCAUGAAAACUACAUCCCCUGUACACUGGACCCCGUCUUUGGAAAGAUGUUUGAGCUCAUCUGUUCCCUCCCUCUGGACAAGGACCUGCGGGUGAUGCUGUACGACCACGACAUGCUGACCAAAGACGAGAAGAUCGGCGAGACGGUGAUCGACCUGGAGAACCGCUUCCUGUCCAAAUACGGAGCCAUGUGCGGUCUGCCCCAGUCCUACUGUGUGUCGGGGGUGAACCAGUGGCGAGACCAGCUGACGCCCCGGCAGCUGCUGAACAGAGUGUGCGAGCGACAAAACCUGAGGAAGCCGGUCUACCAGGACGACGUAGUCCACUUCAGAGGAGACCAGUACACAGCUGCAGACCUGGAGGACAAACACGAGUCCAAACGUCACCUCGGUCCAAUCAAGGAGCGACUGGCGCUCCACAUCUUGAGGAAACUGGGAUUGGUACCUGAACACGUGGAGACCAGGCCGCUGUACAGCCCGCUACAACCUGACAUACAGCAGGGGCGCCUGAUGAUGUGGGUGGACCUGUUCCCCAAGUCCCUGGGACCACCUGGACCCCCAUUCAACGUCACGCCACGCAAGGCUAAGAAGUUUUUCCUGCGUUGCAUCAUCUGGAACACCAGUGAUGUCAUCCUCGAUGAUGUCAGCAUCAGCGGGGAGAAGAUGAGUGACAUCUACGUUAAAGGCUGGCUCGACGGUCACGAACACAACAAGCAGAAGACUGACGUCCAUUACCGCUCUCUUGGCGGAGAGGGAAACUUCAACUACAGAUUCCUGUUUCCCUUCAACUACUUACCCGCAGAGCAACUCUGUGUCGUCGACAAGAAGGAACAUUUCUGGAGCAUGGACAAAGCUGAGACUAAACUGGCUCCUAAACUGACGAUCCAGAUCUGGGACAACGACAAGUUCUCCUUCGAUGACUACCUUGGUCACCUGGUGAUGGACCUGAACCACAUGCUGCGUCCGGCCAAGUCUCCACAGAAGUGCGACCUGCAGCUUCUGGACCAGCCGGCCGACAAGCUGGUGUCUCUGUUCGAGCAGAAGACGGUGAAGGGAUGGUGGCCCUGCACCUGCGAGAAGGACGGAGAGAAGAUCAUCGCUGGGAAGGUGGAGAUGUCUCUGGAGAUCGUGACGGAGCAGGAGCAAGAGGAGCGACCGGCCGGACUCGGCAGAGAUGAACCCAACAUGAACCCUCACCUGGAGGAACCUCAGCGUCCGGAGACCUCCUUCCUGUGGUUCUCCUCCCCUUACAAGACCCUCAAGUUCAUCCUGUGGAGGCGCUUCAAGUGGUUCAUCAUCCUGUUCAUCAUCCUCUUCUUCAUUCUCCUCUUCCUCGGCGUCUUCCUCUAUUCCUUCCCGAACUACGCCGCCAUGAAGAUGGUGGGGCCUUUCGGACCGGCCAAGAAAGAGUGAUGAUGGAGGAGAGGAGGAAAAACAUGAACGUCUUCUUUCCCUCCUUCCCGUUCUUCUCUCUUGAAUCUGUUCUGUCGUUCCUGCAGUUUAAAAGACGAACUGGUGAACUUGAUCCGACUCAGCUGAUUAGCAGCAGCCGCCGCCCGCGGUUCACAAAUGUGACGUCUGUGUGCGUUUGUGUGCGAGUGUGUGUCCGUUUGUGCCUUUACUGUCAGAUGUGCGCUUCACUGUCCCCUCGUUCAUCAGAGACUCCGUCACCGAGCGUCCUCGUGCAGAGAAGAAACCCGUCGCCAAACGCCACCUUAAAGAAACUUUCCUCCACAUCCUUCCUCUUUCUCCUACUCCUCCUUUGCCUCCUCCUCUUCAUCUUCUCCCCUCGUCUCUCCUGCUUUUAACUCCCACUUCCUUUUCCUCCCAGCUCUUUCUCUUCUGUUUCCUCUUUUCUUCCUUCUCCCAUCUACCUCUUCUUCUUCUCCUCAUCCCUUUCUCCUUUUGUUCCUGAUUGUCUCCUCUCCUCCUGCCUCAAGACAUUUGCUUCCUCCUCCUCUUUUUCUUCAUGCUUUUCCUCCCCUCCCCUGCUCACUCUCCUGCUCCUCCUCAUUUUCCACCUCCUACUGUAUUUCACCUCUUCUUCCUUCUCCUCCAGCAUCUCACUCUGUCCUUCCUCACAUUAGUUCCUCUCCUCUACUUCUUCUUCCUCGCCCUCCUGCCUCAAAUCAUUCCCUCCUCCUCCUCCUCCUCCUCCUCCUCCAUCUGCUCCAGUCUUUCAGCACACUCAGGGUUCAGGAGGUUAAGUCCUGGAUUUGCUCUUGUUGAUCUUUGUGGGUUUUGAGCUUUAUUAGCACAAAGUGUGUUUUCAGAUAGAUGGAUGUUGGCAGAUAAGGAUGAACACACUUCGUCCACACUUCGUGUUUGUGUGUUUGAGCAAAUUCACAGUAUUUUUUUGUGCGUGUCGACUUUCAUAAGUGUGUGUUUGGGUCAGGACAGGGUUAUGAUCCUGGUUCAAACACACAAAGCACCGAACAGGAAGGGUUGGAGAGGGACUAAUCCACCCAGAUUCUUUGGGAUUUCCUGAAGUACGUUUUCGUCCGUCAGGGUCGUUUGAUCCUUAGAUACCCCACACCGACGACGCCAAGCGAGUGAAGCGAAGCUCGUAGCCAUAAUUAAAAAGACAAGAAGAAGAGGACUUUAAUUUUUGAAUCCUGUCUGCUUCUUCUAAAGUCUGCUGUUGUUCGCUGUGGUCCUGACCAGAGUGGAAAAACUGAUGCGGACCCGGUUUGGUUCGUUUUAGGUUCACGCCGGGCCGAUUAACGAGCCAACCGGGCCCCAUAAACAAAAGUCACAUGGACCCACGAGCAGCUCUUUUAUUGGACAGAGCUUCGGUAACUACUGUCGUCCUGCCAGUUCCUCAAACCUCAGCUAAUUUACAUCCUCUGGAGUUUUAAAAUCAGUUAACAACACUUAAAAAAACAAAAAAACAUCUGAAUUUGAGCAUCGGUCCACAUUCGAUCCAGCGUCAACAUUUGUCUCCUUGUGCCCAUAAACUCCUGCAUUUAGUUUUCUUUUCCUGCAGUUUCUCCCAUUCUCACCUUUAACAAAAACCUCAAUGAAAAGAGAGAACGAACUUCUGAGGAUGAGAAGAAACUUUCGCUGAACACUAAAGUUUUGUCACGAAUCAAGUGCUUAUUUUUCAGGAAUGUAGAGAGUCACUGCAGUGGUCUAGGCUGACUUUAGCUCAUUUUCUAUGCACCAUUUGGCUUCCAUAUUUGAAUGUAAGUAAUUCAUACCGAUACAGAAUUGACCUGCUGACUUUAUUUUAACACACAUACAGAAAAAAAAAGUUGUUUUUGCAGUUGGUGAUAAAAACAGAAGGAAAAGAUCAUUUGUGAGCACAGAUAUUGUGUUUUAAUGCAGCGAAAUCCACCAUUCUGUCGUUUUCAUUGACAUAUUUAUCUGUUUUUGAAAUUUUAUCACUUUUCAUCGAUAACUAGAUUUCAACCAGGCACUCAUCCCCAAAACUUUGUUUCAAAUCAUUAUUUAAGACCACAAGAUUAAACGAAAAUGAGAAAUUAGGAGGCGGCAAAAGGACCAUAAAGUAUCUGUUAAAAAUAAAUG
Messenger RNA from Lates calcarifer (barramundi perch), 8982 nucleotides. It is a transcript of the gene dysf, whose product is annotated as dysferlin, limb girdle muscular dystrophy 2B (autosomal recessive). Bases 481 to 6867 code for a protein of 2128 amino acids. Gene Ontology annotation, cellular component: membrane; cytoplasmic vesicle; T-tubule. The transcript is spliced from 57 exons. Lineage: Eukaryota; Metazoa; Chordata; Actinopteri; Centropomidae. Gene Ontology annotation, molecular function: calcium-dependent phospholipid binding; calcium ion binding. Gene Ontology annotation, biological process: macrophage activation involved in immune response; monocyte activation involved in immune response; vesicle fusion. The record is from RefSeq and is a predicted model, not a curated record.